Messenger RNA from Myotis myotis, 1422 nucleotides. It is a transcript of the gene SFN, whose product is annotated as stratifin. The record is from RefSeq and is a predicted model, not a curated record. The coding region runs from base 156 to 902 and encodes 248 amino acids. Gene Ontology annotation, molecular function: protein kinase binding. Gene Ontology annotation, cellular component: cytoplasm. Gene Ontology annotation, biological process: signal transduction. The transcript has a single exon. Lineage: Eukaryota; Metazoa; Chordata; Mammalia; Chiroptera; Vespertilionidae.
UCUGCCCCUCCCCACCCCACCCCGCUCUGGGCCAAGCCACCCAGCCAAAAGGCAGGUAGGGAUCUGGGAAGGCACAGAAUCCUGCUGGGUCCCGAGGCAGCCGUUUAGCCUGCCGCCUGCCUGCCUGCCUGCCUGUCUGUCCCCAGAGCUGAGCGAUGGAGAGAGCAAGUCUGAUCCAGAAGGCCAAGCUGGCAGAGCAGGCCGAACGCUAUGAGGACAUGGCAGCCUUCAUGAAGAGCGCCGUGGAGAAGGGCGACGAGCUGUCCUGCGAAGAGCGAAACCUGCUGUCCGUGGCCUACAAGAACGUGGUGGGUGGCCAGAGGGCAGCCUGGAGGGUCCUGUCCAGUAUCGAACAGAAAGGCCAGGAGGAGGGCUCGGAGGAGAAGGGCCCAGAGGUGGGAGAGUACCGGCAGAAGGUGGAGACCGAGCUCCGGGGCGUGUGCGACACCGUGCUGGGCCUGCUGGACUCCCACCUCAUCAAGGAGGCCGGCGACGCCGAAAGCCGGGUCUUCUACCUGAAAAUGAAGGGCGACUACUACCGCUAUCUGGCCGAGGUGGCCGCCGGCGAUGACAAGAAGCGCAUCAUCGACUCUGCCCGGUCAGCCUACCAGGAGGCCAUGGACAUCAGCAAGAAGGAGAUGCCGCCCACCAACCCCAUCCGCCUGGGCCUGGCCCUGAACUUUUCCGUUUUCCACUAUGAGAUCGCAAACAGCCCCGAGGAGGCCAUCUCACUGGCCAAGACCACCUUCGACGAGGCCAUGGCUGACCUGCACACGCUCAGUGAGGACUCCUACAAAGACAGCACCCUCAUCAUGCAGCUGCUGCGAGACAACCUGACUCUGUGGACGGCCGACAACGCGGGGGAAGAAGGGGGCGAGGCACCUGAGGAGCCCCAGAGCUGAGCCGCGCUGCUACCCGCCCCGCCCUGCCCUGCCCGCUCCAGCCCCACCCGCCCCCAGCGGAGAGGACUAGACUGGGGUGGCGGCCCGACCCUCUCCCCGAAUGCUCUGCCCCAGCUCAGAGGCUCCAUGGAGAGGGACCAGCAGAGCGGAGGCCCCUGGAGCCACUGGAUCCCACUCUUCCUGCAGCUGUCGGGUUCUCCUAACCACUGGUCAUUCCACCCAGCCUGCUCUCUGCGCCCCCUCCAACCCUACCCGGGAACCGGCCACUUCUGCCUCUUCCCCCCUCCUGCCCCUGCUGCCUCUGGAUCUUAGGAACUGAGGAGUGUCCCACCCAGUGGCUGAGAACUGGACCGUAUGGCAGAGGCUGGAGAUGAGAGUGAGGUGUGUGUGUGUGUGUGUGUGUGUGUGUGUGUGUGUGUGUGAGAGUGUGUGUGUGAGAGAGAGAGACCAGAAUGAGAGGGAAAGCAUGUCUGCUGGGUGUGACCAUGUUUCCUCUCAAUAAAGUUCCCCUGUGACAAAU